Trematosphaeria pertusa is the source of this 2540-nucleotide messenger RNA. RefSeq lists its product as uncharacterized. Lineage: Eukaryota; Fungi; Ascomycota; Dothideomycetes; Pleosporales; Trematosphaeriaceae. Bases 87 to 2279 code for a protein of 730 amino acids. The record is from RefSeq and is a predicted model, not a curated record. The transcript has a single exon.
GCUUCCCCCAUCCUCCCGCGCAUCACCUUUUUAACUAAAUUUCAUGACGUCCUCCUUCCUGCUGUCUUCCUCUACCUCUACCUGCCAUGUCCUCCUCCUUCAACAUCAGCAGCCAGCGCCGCGUUUUGCCGCAGAUUAUCGAAGCCCUUCAACGGUUAGCAGACGAUCCGGAGCAGCUCGGUCGCGAGAGAGCCCAGCGCUACAGCGAAUCUCCACCGCCGUAUCCAUCAUCCGGCGAGGUGACGCAGCCCGACACUCCCGAAGAGCGCCCCCGUGUCGACGAAGAACAGCGAUGGAAUCGAUUUUGGGACGACCGUGAUCAGUCGAUGCCAUGCUUCCAGUUUGAACGCCAGGUCAAGAGGGAGAUGGAAAGACUGCAAUAUCAGAGCGAACAGGGGCGAUUUGGGCGGAAGCAGACGCUCCCCUUGGAUGAGACUCAGGAUUACCUAGUGAACGCCGAGAACAAUGUCCGGGCCCGUUGGGUAGAGCAAGGCAUUUGGAAGGAAUGGUGGGGCCCGGCCUGGCCGAAGGGACUAGGGACGUCAGGGCCGCGGAUAUUCGCCUGGCGUCAUAAAGGGGGACCCAGCGUUCCCGGGGGCAUUGGCAACCUCGCCCGCUGGGGACAUGAAAAGAGGCUCGAACCACCGCUAGCACUAUCGCAGCCGGAGCCCGAGCCGGAACCGGAGCCUGCCAUCAAUACCUUCGUGUUCAAAUUCCCCACCAUCGAAUCAGAACGAGAAGACCCUAGAUCUUCUGGGGAAAAGUCAGCGGCUGUUUCUGCAGAACAAAGGCAAGCAGUUCAGCCGGAGCCAGAACCGGAGCCGGAGUCAGAGUCGGAGCUGGAGUCGAUACCCGAGCCGGACCCCCUCACAAAAUCGACCUUCCCAGGAUUAUUCGACUCGGUACCUCGGAUCCGGAAAAAACAUAAGAUUCCCACUGCAGAGUCGAUAGUUAUUUCUUGGCGCCAUAUCUCAGAUAUGCUUCCUGCCGGAUAUCAACUCAAUCCUUCAGCAUCACGUCCGUACUACCAGUUCCUCUUUCAGGCAUCCAAGGAGAGCGAAUGGAUCAGAGACGAAUAUCAAUAUGAACGACACACCGGGUUUGUCGACAUCGACGCCAAGGCCUACGAAAGCGUCAAGAAUAUGUGGAUCGAAGACAAGAUUUGGAAUCCUAAAUGGGACCAGCUUCCCGGAAUGACGUGGAUGCAUGAAGAAGACCCUGAUGAUCGGCCACAAACUCCUGAUAUCUUUAAGGAGGGACGUGAGGAGCGUCGUCAGAGACGUGAGGAGCGUCGUCAGAGAGAUGGGACGCCGCCCGGUCCGGACGAGAUCGAUGAGAUGAUUCGUAAGAAGGGCCGUCAGAUGUGGGGACUGUCGCCUAGUCCAGUCAGCAACGGCAAGCAACAACUUCAUUCUUCAAGACCGGGACCUCCCCAACUAAAGCCAGUGCUUGAUGUCGACAACAACCGCGGAGGCGGCAACGACAUACCAUCAUUUCCUCGAGAUGUCAACGAUUCCAGCGGAGCGGUCGCCCGACCAAAUGACAGAGGGAGGAGGAGGGAAAGCGCAGGUCGCCUUCCCACAGUCCCUGAAACCCCACGACUCGCAGAAGAGCCUGCAGAUGGAGUCCUCCGGAGCGUGCGCCAGUCCAAAGUGGAGAAACCGAGCAAGGCAAAUGCUUCUGCCCCAAACCGCCGUCUUCGGAAGCACAGCCACCGCGCUAAUGAACCCGGUCAAACAUCUAACUCGCCGGAAAAUGGCACGUUACUCCCGCCACGGAACGGCACUAAUAAUCCGGUCCCCGAGAAUGAGCAAGCCGCUCCCGGAAGACGUACCCAAACCAGCAAGCUGUCUUCCCUUACGCUGGCACAAUCGAAGGCCACGGAACCGGAGAGCAAACCCCAAGGCCAACUGCAGACCAACGGCCGGAGCAAACGUGUGGCCCUUGCGCAACUAUUAUCUGAAGCGCCCAACGGUCUUGGAAGACAACACCACUCUCAAGCCGGGCUUCACUCAUCAAUUGAGGUCAGUGUGCCGCGAAGAAGUGCAAGGAUAGCUGAGCUUCAAAAGGCCGGACGAGGAUCUGAGCAAGGUUCCAAGGCGGGAAUAACGCUCAAGCGUAAACGUAGCCCGUCAGCAUCGUCCACAGACCGCGAUGGUGAACGGUCGAGGCCGAAGCAGCGCAACACACCCACCUCGGCAGACCGUCAUCAGAUAAGGAAAAUACCAAGCAGUGCGGAUACAAGGGCGAGAGCAAGGCUUCGGCAGAGGCCAUCUUGAUUUAGAAUUGGGCAUAUUGUUCCUCUUUUGUAAUUUAGGGAGUUGGUAGGGUGGGUACCAGUAUACCUAAAAAGACGGCUGAAUAGGAGAAAGGUAAUGUGACAGAUCAAUACGCGACUAUUAGCACUCGUUUCUUCCAAUUCCCUCCGGCGAUCUGUUGUCUCGUACUAAGCCGCGCUCGGCUGAUCACGUGACUGGCCCACCGCGGACCAAUGCUGAUGCCUUAGGAAUCAAUGGUUUCUGGAAACUUAGAAUACCAAG